UUGUUUUUCAUUUCCGAGUGACCUAUUUAGCUUCUCACAUUAGCAUCAGUUGAUAAUCAGCGUCUCAAACAAUGGGGAUAGCGUCAGUCGAUAUAGUAAUUUUGUUUAUUGAUUAGGUCGUUUAGACUGUUCACCACAGAUGAAGCUGUACUCAGUAAAAUACAUCUGUUAGCAUGAAGUGAAUGAAAACAGAGCAGUCGGGGUUAGCUUGUUUAUUUGGGAAGGUGGUUGCGGUAGAAAAAAAGAAUGAUGUUUGUGCUGCUAGCUUCGUUGUAAAUGCUUGUGUGUUAAUUAGCUUGUUUAUGCUAGCUGAUAAUAAUUUCCUGAUAUAUUAUCGCUACGCUCAGAAAGAGUUUUCACUCUUUAUCACCCUUGGAUGUUCAACGUGUCGAGAAGCGAGCCCACAGCCCCAUGUCUGCGGAGGCUUCAGUCGGCGGUCAUGAUGCUGACUCCGUCCAGUCUGCCGUUCCCCAGCCUGCCUGCCACAGCACAGACGGGCACAGAAAUCCGGGUCUGAUGGGGAGCAAGUACGUCAAGUUAAAUGUUGGCGGCUCCCUGCAUUAUACAACCAUCCAGACGCUAAGCAAAGAAGACAGUCUUCUGCGAAGCAUUUGCACUGGCGCAACAAAUGUUACCAUAGACUCUGAAGGUUGGGUGGUUUUGGAAAGGUCCGGUCGACAUUUUGCAUUGGUGUUGAACUUCCUGCGAGAUGGUUCGGUACCACUUCCAGAAGACCACAGAGAGCUUGAUGAGAUCCUAAAGGAGGCCCAGUUCUACAGGGUACAAGGACUAGUCCAACACUGCCUCAAUGCCAUGCAGAAACAACAAGAUAUUUUCGAAAGUGUUUGCCGCAUCCCAAUGAUCACAUCAGCCAAAGAAGAGCAGAAGAUGAUUGCUUCAUGUAGAAAACCAGUAGUCAAGCUCCAAAACAACAGGGGAAACAACAAGUAUUCAUAUACUAGUAACUCCGAUGACAACCUGCUGAAGAACAUCGAGCUGUUUGACAAACUGGUGCUCCGAUUCAACAACCGUGUCCUGUUUGUGAAAGACGUGCUCGGUGACGAGAUCUGCUGCUGGUCCUUCUACGGCGAAGGCCGCAAAAUCGCAGAGGUGUGCUGCACCUCCAUUGUGUACGCAACGGAGAAGAAGCAGACCAAAGUUGAGUUUCCCGAAGCGCGGAUAUUUGAAGAAACGCUCAACAUCCUCAUCUAUGAGAACAACCGAACCGGUCCAGGAGGGUUGCACCUUUUAGAUUCUAGAGGCUCGGGUUCAUCGCUCGGAGCCGGCCAAUCAGAGGAGGAGGGUGCAACGGGAGGGGACAGACGAGUACGCAGGAUCCACGUAAGGAGGCACAUAAUGCAUGACGAGAGAGGACACGGCCAGCAAACUGUGUACAAGGAUUAACUGUGACAGAAAAUAUGGCAUGGAAGAAUUCAAUGUUUUUUUGGUUUUUUUUUGUAUGUUUGCAAAAUGAAACAUUCUUUGUUCACAGUAAUAAUGAAGUCUUUACUUAUUUCAUGAAAUGUCUUUAAGCACUUGCAGAGACCCGGCGGUUGAUUGAAUUUUAAGUGAGGAGAGAGUUUAGUGAUGUUUACAACAAAAUCAAUUUGCAUAUUUCAACAGAAAGUGUAUAAAGUCAGCUGUGACUGAAACUGGUAGAAUAAUAUUUCAAAUGUUAGUACCUUCCUGCAUGAUACUGAAUGAGCCUCAAAACCCAUGUAUCUAGUAGAGCAGACCACCUGCCAUUUAUUUGGGUGUAAAUAGUUUGAACUGGCAGCUUUGUCUGUGUUUAAUAUGUAGGAAACAUUUAUCCAGGAUGUGAUGCGUCUGGUUUCUCUGUUGGAGGACGAUGGUACUGCUGCACAGAGCCUGACUGACAAGUCGGUGAAGUUGAGCCUCGACAUGUUAACACUGGAAUUAAAAAGAAAAGCCAUGUUUUUAGUUGUUGAGCAGCUCUGUUUUCUGUGUUUAAAUUAUUAUAAAUGCUGCUUCAAGCUUCUUCUUUUUUAUUAUUAAUUUAUAAACUUAAUUUAUUGUUUGGUAUUUAACUUUUGUAAAUGAAAUCAAUCUUUGUUACCUGAUGCUUGAGUGAGUUUUGAUUCUGCUGCUAUUGAGCGCACUCUGUUGCUCGUGGCAGAUUUUGAGAUUGCUCCUCUAGAUUAAUGCAACCUGAACUUUUGGCUUUAGUUCAGUGUUAAAAAAUGAGCUGUGACUGUUAUCUUGGUAUGUUUUUCUGAGCCAUUUUCUCUCGUGUUUGUUUUAUUUUACACCAAAUCACAGGAUUUAGCUUAAAUUAAUAGGUAAUGCAGUCUGUAAAACGUUUAACUAGACUUGACUGUCAUUUCAGGAGAGUUUAAGGUACUAUUUCUUUUUUCCUAAUCAUCACUGGUGGUAACCUAAGCACUCAUAAAAAUAAGAAGGAAAAAACACAUUGAAUGCAAAUGGUAUGUGUGUAUGACCUUGGAAAAUGCACUAAUUUAACUUCCGUCCUGGAAAUGUUUGAAAUAAAUUGCUUAUGAAAUCCA
Xiphophorus hellerii (green swordtail) is the source of this 2525-nucleotide messenger RNA. It is a transcript of the gene kctd13, whose product is annotated as potassium channel tetramerization domain containing 13. The coding region runs from base 412 to 1404 and encodes 330 amino acids. The transcript has 7 exons. Gene Ontology annotation, biological process: protein homooligomerization; proteasome-mediated ubiquitin-dependent protein catabolic process; protein ubiquitination. Gene Ontology annotation, molecular function: ubiquitin-protein transferase activity; protein binding. The record is from RefSeq and is a predicted model, not a curated record. Gene Ontology annotation, cellular component: Cul3-RING ubiquitin ligase complex. NCBI's taxonomy places the organism in Eukaryota, Metazoa, Chordata, Actinopteri, Cyprinodontiformes, Poeciliidae.